UCCUCUCUCUUUUCCUACCCUCUCUUCCCCCCACCCUUCGCGCGGCGCCUUCUCUUCAGGCCCGGCCACCUUUUUAUUCUCCCAAUUCCUCUUCUCCCUGGAGAGAAGCGAUCCCAAGAGUCGAGUAGCCGAGGCAAACUUUCAAGUCGGCCGCCUUUCGCCGAGCCCAAGCCGACCGACAGACCUGCGCACCCCCCCGCCCGGCCCCCCCUUCGUGAGGGGUGCGGAGGGCGGCGGGGGGGGAGCCCCGCCGCGGCCGCGGAACUGCUGUCACCGUUUCUCCUGGAGCGCCGCCGCUCGAGCGAGAGAGGCAUCCUCGAAGGCGGCGGCGGCGGCGCUUGUUCCUUUUUCUCUUCGCCUGGCAGCGGCAGCAGCACCACUACUGCUGAGGAAACCCGGGGCUCGAUUUCUUCCCAGCCACCGCGCUCCAGGUAUUGCCUGCAAAAGCAGAGGAGAGCCGCGCCAGUGGCGGGAGCUGCAGCAGCAGGAAGACUUUCCUUGCCACCGCCUUCAGAGCAGGCCCCUUCUGCCACUGCGGGGCCUUCGCCGGAAUUGCCACCGCUGCCGCAGCAGCCGCGAUCAGCGGCAGGCCUUGCACCCGGUGCCGUUCUCCCAACGCCAGAAGGAGUAGCAGCAUCGCGCUCCACCAGCCGUCUCGUUAGUAGUGGUCGCCGUCGCCUUCCUCUUCGGCUGAGAGGAGCGGAGCAGCCUCCUCCACCAAGGCUUAGAGCCAUCUGCGCCCUGCAGCCGCCGCCGUGCCUGUCCGCGCUGUUCCUGAGCGGCUCCCGGCUUCCAGACAUGACCGCCAUCAUCAAAGAGAUCGUCAGUAGGAACAAAAGGCGAUACCAGGAGGAUGGCUUCGAUUUAGAUCUGACCUAUAUUUAUCCAAAUAUAAUUGCAAUGGGUUUUCCAGCAGAGAGACUAGAAGGCGUGUACAGAAACAAUAUUGAUGAUGUUGUGAGGUUUUUGGAUUCAAAACAUAAAAACCAUUACAAGAUAUACAAUCUAUGUGCUGAACGACAUUACGACACGGCCAAAUUUAACUGCAGAGUUGCACAGUAUCCUUUUGAAGACCAUAAUCCACCACAGCUGGAGCUUAUCAAGCCUUUUUGUGAAGAUCUUGACCGAUGGCUUAGUGAAGAUGGCAAUCAUGUUGCGGCAAUCCAUUGUAAAGCUGGAAAGGGACGAACUGGUGUAAUGAUUUGUGCAUAUUUAUUACAUCGAGGAAGAUUUCAGAAGGCACAAGAAGCUCUAGAUUUCUAUGGGGAAGUAAGGACCAGAGAUAAAAAGGGAGUAACUAUUCCCAGUCAGAGGCGCUAUGUAUAUUAUUAUAGCUACCUUUUAAAGAAUCAUCUGGAUUACAGACCCGUGGCAUUGCUCUUCCACAAAAUGAUGUUUGAAACGAUUCCAAUGUUCAGUGGUGGCACUUGCAAUCCUCAGUUUGUAGUCUACCAGCUUAAGGUAAAGAUAUACACCUCCCCUUCAGGACCCACAAGACGUGAAGACAAAUACAUGUACUUUGAAUUUCCGCAGCCGUUACCAGUGUGUGGUGAUAUCAAGGUGGAAUUCUUUCAUAAGCAAAACAAGAUGUUGAAAAAGGACAAAAUGUUUCAUUUCUGGGUAAAUACAUUCUUCAUACCAGGACUGGAAGAAAAUUCUGACAAAGUAGAAAAUGGAAGUCUUCUUGGAGAUCAGGAACUUGAUGGAAUUUUCAGUACAGAGCGUUCAGAUAAUGACAAGGAAUAUCUAAUACUUACACUAACAAAAAAUGAUUUGGACAAGGCAAAUAAAGACAAGGCAAAUCGUUACUUUUCUCCAAACUUUAAGGUGAAGCUAUUUUUCACAAAAACCGUAGAAGAGCCAUCAAACCCAGAGGCUAGCAGCUCAACUUCAGUAACGCCAGAUGUUAGUGAUAAUGAACCUGAUCAUUAUAGGUAUUCUGAUACCACUGACUCUGAUCCAGAGAAUGAACCUUUUGAUGAAGAUCAGCAUACACAGAUUACAAAAGUCUGAAUAUUUUUUUUAUUUGGGAAAAAAUACCACACAGAGAAAACUUGAAUAAACUGAAUUAUGGACCUUUCAAAAUGGCAAUAGGACAUUGUGUCACAGUUAUCAGUUCUAGGAACAGUUCCUUACCUGACCAAUCUCAUUUUGCCCUAUGAAGCUGUUGGGCUUGACACUUGUCCUGUUGAAAAAGGGUUACGUGGCUAUGUUAUGUAUAUACCUUUUUGUGUCAAGAGGACAGUUAAAUUUCAAUUAGGAAAACACAAAGAUGGCACUUUCCCAUUUGAUUCCAGUUUUAUAAAAGUGGAGACAGAUCUGAUGUGCAUAUGUAGGAAUCUUCCUUUUGUGUUCUGUCACCAACUGAAGUUCCUGUAAAGCUCUUUCUAAUACACAGGUUCACAUCCUGCCCAUUUCUUUGCACUUUUGUGGCAACAGUUAAGUUUGCAGUUGGCUCGGAGAAGUAACGGGUUUUACUACAUUCAAAUGCAUGUAAUAUGGGGAGGAGAGUGGAAAGAGAAGCUCAGAAAGGAAUGUUUUUUGCUGGACCCUGGACUGUAUACCAUUUCCAGCUUACUUACAUGCACCUCUUUAGCAUGCUACAGUAAUAAAUCCUGGACAUUUGAGGAAUCGCUGCUGUCACUGCUUGUUUGUGCAUUUUAUUUUUUUAAGCAUAAUGGUGCUAGAAAAGGCAGCUAGAGGGAGUGGUUCUGUAUUAGGGGUACAGGAAUGAACCUUCAACAACAUCAUAAAAGAUCUGCAAAUGAAGGGAUAUGAAAAUAUGUGGUUACAUGUGAAACACAGUAACAAUGACUUAACCAUUCAAAUGUGGAGGCUAUCUGUCAGAAAUGGGCUUACAGAAUUGUUCAUUUGUUACGAUUGCCAUUCCCCAAGCUGUAGAUGAUAAAUGUCAGAAUAAUAUUUUUUUCUAAAAAAAAAAAAAGAGAGAGAGAGAGAAAAUAAAAAAACCCAACCCUUGUCUUUCAAACAUUUGGAAGUGCUAUUUUGAAUUUCAUAGUGUAAAACCCCUUUGGUUUAUUGGCGUUAACUUGUUCAUUAUUGGUUUUCCCACUUGAGUGAAUUUGGAAUCCAUUGUGCCCAGUCCAUUAGCAUUAAUAAAAAAGGUAAAGGUUUCCCCAUGACAUUAAAGUUCAGUCAUGUCUGACUCUUGGGGGCGGUGCUUAUCUCCAUUUCCUAGCCAAGGGAGCCAGCGUUUGUCCACAGACAGUUUCCAUGGUCAUGUGGCCGGCAUGACUAAACACCGAAGUGCAUGGGACGCUGUUACCUUCCCACCGAAGUGGUACCUUUUUAUCUACUUGCAUUUAUAUGCUUUCGAACUGCAAGGUUGGCAGGAGCUGGGACAAAGCACGGGAGCUCACCCCGUCUGCAGAUUCGAACUCUCAACCUUUCGAUCAACCAUCCCAGCAGCUCAGCAGUUUAAGCCACUGUGCCACCCUCAGUCCCCUUAUUAGCAUUAAUAGCAAGGAUAUAAAUGGUAACCAGUCAAGGCAGAAUUCAGGCUGAAUACUGAAGAAAGGGGCAACAUGCUCCUUUAAACAUUACUUGGUGAAUUUUGCUCUCUUUUCUAAUCCUGUGUGUAGUUGCGUGCCUAUAACUUCAUUCUGAUUUUAGUGGGACUUGCAUGUAGCUGCACAGGAGCAUAAUUUUCAUCCAUUAUGUAAACUCUUUUCAAAGCUAAUGUUUAGGCUUCCUGAGUUUGAUCGAGUUUUAUGAUUCUGUAGGUGAAACUGAUAGUGAAGAGGUGUCUACUAAAUCACCUUGACUUUUCUCCUGUGACUUACAUUGGACCUAGUUUCUGUUUAAGCAAUUUUGAAAGCCACAUUAGCCAACUAAAAAGUUCGUGCAUUAAAAUAUUUGGAUGUUGACAGUGUUCAGUGUCUUGUACAGUUCUACUGUUUAACAUGGGAGGGCCAGAUUGGAAUAGUUGAAUGGCCUUUUGCACUGUUGUUCUUCCUUUGGAAUGUGAAGGUCUGAAUGAGGGUUUGGAUUUUGAAUGUGUCAGUGGUUCUGCAAAGCCUUGCUUACGUUUUUAUGGUAUAGUCAUUGGAAAAGGAAAACGGCAUUUUAUAUAUAUAUAUAAAAUAUAUAAUAUAUAUAUUAUGCAUACUCUCCUAUAUUUUAUUUCAGCUACCAUCCCCAUAGAACACGGCAAGAAUUACUAUGACUGAAACGUUUGAGUUCUAAUUAAAACUUUAUUUAUGACAGUAUUCAUCAUUAGCUUGAAAAUGCAUUCUUCUUAGGUAAUUUCUUGAGUUUCUGGACUGUGUGCUUAAAUUCUUGGAUGUGCAGCAGCUUACAUGUCUGAAAUUACUUGAAGACAUCACUUUGACAGGAGCUUACUGUUAGGCCCUGUGCCAUCCCUAGUCAUCUGUAGUCCCAUUUAAAAUAGUCUGUCACAGUAGUUAAAGGGCAGUUGUAUAAAAUAGCACCAAGGUUCUUUGCUGUGGCACAAAUUGUAAACUGAAGGGACGUUUACAUGCAGCAUCAAUUGUUUUCAGCUUUAAGGGAAAAAUGAAAUAAAAGUUUAGGUUGCCAGUGUGCAGUUCCAUGUUUAAAUCCUAGCAAACGUGCAAUAUGUUAACGAUGCCUGUGGUUGCCACAAAGUGCCUCGUUUACCUUUUAAAAAUACUGUUAAAAAUGUGUCAUGCAUGCAGAUGGAAGGGGUGGAACUGUGCACUAAAAGGAGGCUUUAACUGCAGUGUUCGGUAGAGCUGCCUCUUUACUCCACCAGUUCAAAAUUCUCAGUCUGUUUUCAUAUAGAAUAUAUAUAUAUAAAUAAAUAAAUAUAUAUAUAUAUAUACUAAAAAUUCUGUCUGUUAAGCAGCCUUAUUCUGAUUCAGCCUCUUCAGAUACUAUUGUGCUGUGCAACAGUGGCUCUGUGUGUAAUGCUAUGCACUGAGGAUACACAAAACAAGAAAAUGCCAUGUACAGGUUAAUGUCUCAUACAAAUCAGAUGUCCGUUUGUUAUUGUGUUUAACAGCCCUUUAUCUUAGUGUUAAAACUCCACUUAAAACUGAUUAAAGUUUCAUUCUUGUCA
Messenger RNA from Varanus komodoensis (Komodo dragon), 5059 nucleotides. RefSeq names its product phosphatase and tensin homolog (gene PTEN). Gene Ontology annotation, molecular function: phosphatidylinositol-3,4-bisphosphate 3-phosphatase activity; protein tyrosine phosphatase activity; phosphatidylinositol-3,4,5-trisphosphate 3-phosphatase activity. Bases 799 to 2013 code for a protein of 404 amino acids. Lineage: Eukaryota; Metazoa; Chordata; Lepidosauria; Squamata; Varanidae. Gene Ontology annotation, biological process: phosphatidylinositol dephosphorylation; cell motility; phosphatidylinositol 3-kinase/protein kinase B signal transduction. The record is from RefSeq and is a predicted model, not a curated record. The transcript has 9 exons. Gene Ontology annotation, cellular component: cell projection; plasma membrane; cytosol.